CUGCGACUGGUGUUUUGGCUCUUUUCAUCUUUCCCAUAGCUUCUUGGUCGGAAUACUUCGCGCGAGACUGACAUGUGCUGGUCUUCGUAUUCUCUCUUCUUGCUGGUACUCUACGCCAAAGGUAUAUGGUGCCUGAGGCUGGUGUCACUACAUGUCCCAACGAAAGUAGUCGUGGGCGACGAAAUCAAGUUGUCCUGCGGUUACGAUCUCGAAGGAGACACGCUGUAUUCAAUUAAGUGGUAUCGAGACGAAAUAGAAUUCUUCAGGUUUGUUCCCAGAGAUAAGCCACCUGGACAAUUCUUCCCUCUUCAAGGAGUGAGAGUAGAUAUGGCUUACGAUGGAUUACGAAAACACGAGCAUGUGUAAACUCUUGACUAAAUAGAAGUGAGUAACGAAAAGACGGGAUAAGAUUUUGCUUCAGGCGCCUGACUGAUUCGCCCACGCGUCAUUUAGUACUUUGUCAGCGUGAAAACAUUGUAACUUGAGAUUCUAUUUUCUGUAACUCUUCUGUUGUUCUGAUUUCAACAG
Molecule: messenger RNA, 528 nt
Organism: Stegodyphus dumicola
Lineage: Eukaryota; Metazoa; Arthropoda; Arachnida; Araneae; Eresidae
Source: RefSeq, a predicted model, not a curated record